AUGUCCGAGAUAAUAUUCCGGGAACCGCCCUGGCAAGUGAACAAAUGUGCGCAAGGCAUAUACUACUACAACGAGGCGACCACGGAGUCCACAUGGACCCUUCCCCGUGAGUUGGAAGGGUGGCAGCAGAGACAGGCAGGUACGCAAACUCCACAACAGGCGCAGCAACAACCGCCCCCUCAGGCCCAUGCACAUCCUCAACAUCCACCACAUCCUCAUCCGCAGCACUAUCCUCCACAUCCAACCACGCCGGGCUAUGCGGUACCAGGAGACCUGCAGCAAGCUCACGCAGCACCCCACCCUUAUCCGCAACAGCAGCCACCAGGAGGCGAGGCGCCGUACCCACAUCAUGCACCACCACCAAGUCAUACACCCCCACCUGCCGGCUAUCCGCCACCGGGCUAUGCAGCACCUGCACCGCCGCACUAUAUGCCAGCAGGUUACCCACCUCAGGGAUACCCUCCUGGUCCCUAUGCACCUCCGCCAGGUCACUACCCUCCACCACCUGGAUAUGUGCCACCACCUGGCUACGCGCCGCCGGCCUACAGCGUGCCAGGCUACCAUCCGUACCCGAGCUAUCCGAGCUAUCCUCCGCCGGGAGCGCCGGGUGCGCCUGUAGCACCUGCCGCAGCUCCCGCGGCCCCAGCUCCAGCCCCUCCAGCUCGAUCAGCUUCGCCCUCCCGAGAGCCUGAGAGGCGACGGUCUCGGUCACGAGAUAGAGGCGAGAACGGCCGCAGGCGCGGUGGCGGCGGCGGUGGCAGUGAGUGCUACUGCUGUGGGGAGACUGGGCAUUUGGCUCGGGACUGCCCGAACAAGGGCAAGGAAGGCUUUCGAGAAAUGUGUGGUGACUUCCGAAGGGGCGAGUGCAACCGCGGCGAUAAGUGCCGCUACUCCCAUGGUUCUGCAGGAGGUCGUCGUUGA
Molecule: messenger RNA, 921 nt
Organism: Symbiodinium pilosum
Lineage: Eukaryota; Dinophyceae; Suessiales; Symbiodiniaceae
Source: the annotation of a GenBank genome assembly